AUGUCUACAGCAGAGGAAUAUAAAGCAGAAGGUAACAAGUACUUUGCCGCCAAAGAAUUCGAAAAAGCAAUUGAAUCAUUCACCAAAGCCAUCGAAGUCCUGCCAACUCCAAAUCAUGUUCUUUAUUCUAACCGUUCAGGGUCUUAUGCUUCCUUAAAGAACUUCACAAAGGCACUUGAAGAUGCCGAAGAAUGUGUCAAGAUUAACCCAGCUUGGGCAAAAGGAUACAAUAGAGUCGCCAGUGCUCAAUUCGGAUUGGGCAAUUUGGAAAAUGCUAAAGAUUUUUAUCAAAAAGCUCUUGAUUUAGAUCCCAACAAUGGAAUGGCCAAAGACGGACUCAAAUCAGUCGAACAGGCUAUUGAAGGUAGAAAUUCUCAAGCUGAUAUGGGAUUAGGUGCAAUGUUUGCUGAUCCUAAUCUUAUUACUAAAUUGAAGAACAAUCCAAAGACUGCUGAAUUAAUGAAGGAUCCAGAAUUGGUUCGUAAAGUAUUAAAUCUUCAAACUAAUCCUAGAGGAAACGCCGGUCAAUUAUUAAGUGACCCUAGAUUGAUGACUAUUAUGGCUGCGGUAAUGGGUAUAGAUAUGGAUUUACCUGAUAUGCAAGAGCCAAGCUCAUCUGCUCCAACUACUGGAGAACCAAAGACUGAAGAACCAAAGCAAGAAGCACCAAAGAUGGAAGAACCAAAGCCAGAAGAAUCAAAAGCUGCACCUGCUGCCGAAGAAGCCGAACCAGAAGAUGUCGUAAUGGAAGAUGCUGAAACUGAUCACAAAGCAGAAGCUGAUGCUGCUAAAGCUGAAGGUAAUACCUUAUAUAAACAAAAGAAAUUCGAUGACGCGAUUGCAUGUUAUGACAAGGCUUGGAAUUUACACAAGGAUAUCACAUACUUAAAUAACCGUGCUGCUGCUGAAUACGAGAAGGGUGAUUAUGAUGCUGCUAUUGUUACAUGUGAAAAGGCAAUUGAUGAAGGUAGAGACAUAAGAGCUGAUUAUAAAUUAAUUGCCAAAUCUUUUGCUAGAUUAGGUAAUGUUUAUUUAAAGAAAGACGAUUUAGAAAAUGCUGUUAAAUAUUUCGAUAAAUCUUUAACCGAAUUCAGAACGCCAGAAGUCUUGAAUAAAUUACGUGCCACUCAACGUGAAAUCAAACAAAGAGAUGCACAAGCAUAUAUCGACCCAGCUAAGGCUGAAGAAGCUCGUUUGGAAGGUAAAGAAUACUUCACGAAAGGAGAUUGGCCAAAUGCUGUUAAAGCCUAUUCUGAAAUGAUCAAGAGAGCACCUGAAGAUGCUAGAGGUUAUUCUAAUAGAGCUGCAGCAUUGGCUAAAUUAUUAUCUUUCCCAGAUGCAGUUCAAGAUUGUAAGAAAGCAAUUGAAAAGGAUCCAAAUUUCAUUAGAGCCUAUAUUAGAAAAGCCAAUGCUGAAUUGAUGAUGAAGGAAUAUUCUCAUUGUAUGGAUACAUUAAAUGAAGCUCGUGAAAAGGAUUUAGCUUUGGGAAGUAAGAAUAUUAUUGAAAUCGAUCAAUUGUUUAAUAAAUGUAUCUCACAAAGAUUUCAAGCAAUUGAAGGUGAAACCCCCGAACAAACUAUGGAAAGAGUUUCUAAGGAUCCAGAAAUUGUUUCAAUUUUACAAGAUCCUGUUAUGCAAGGUAUUUUACAACAAGCUAAAGAUAAUCCAGCAGCUUUACAAGAUCAUAUGAAGAACCCUGAUGUUUACAAGAAGGUUAAUAUGUUGAUCGCUGCUGGUGUCAUUCGUACUAGAUAA
Messenger RNA from Hemisphaericaspora subhashii, 1755 nucleotides. It is a transcript of the gene STI1, whose product is annotated as Hsp90 cochaperone. The transcript has a single exon. The record is from RefSeq and is a predicted model, not a curated record. Gene Ontology annotation, molecular function: Hsp90 protein binding. Bases 1 to 1755 code for a protein of 584 amino acids. NCBI's taxonomy places the organism in Eukaryota, Fungi, Ascomycota, Pichiomycetes, Serinales, Debaryomycetaceae.